Messenger RNA from Phalaenopsis equestris, 919 nucleotides. Its product is annotated as UDP-glycosyltransferase 73B4-like. Lineage: Eukaryota; Viridiplantae; Streptophyta; Magnoliopsida; Asparagales; Orchidaceae. The record is from RefSeq and is a predicted model, not a curated record. Gene Ontology annotation, molecular function: UDP-glycosyltransferase activity.
GAUUAUUAAUGAGGCCAUGGAGUUGGAACCGAAGAAUUUUGGGACGUUGGUGAACAGCUUCUACGGGCUAGAGCCUGAAUAUGCUGAUCAAUAUCGCAAAGAGGUGGGGAGGUCGUGGAACGUUGGCCCUGCUUCUCUUUACAAGGUGGGGGACAACAAGACAGCAAGUGGUAGGGAGCAGUCAGCCUCCGCUAACGAGUGUUUGAAAUGGCUGGAUAAAAAACCAGCAGGCUCAGUCGUGUACAUGUGCUUUGGCAGCGGUAGCAGUUUCUCGGCAGAGCAGCUGAGAGAAAUGGCGCUCGGGCUCGAAGCCGCAGGGCAUCCGUUUGUUUGGGUGGUGAGUGACAAAGGUCACGAUUGGGUUCCGGACGGAUUUGAGAAGAGAACUCAUGGGACGGGAUUGGUGAUAAGAGAAUGGGCGCCACAAGUGUUGAUACUGAAUCAUGCUGCAGUUGGGGGAUUUGUGACUCAUUGUGGGUGGAAUUCGACCUUAGAGGGGAUUAGUGCGGGGUUACCCACCGCCAUGGUGACAUGGCCGUUGUAUGCAGAGCAAUUCUAUAAUGAAAAGUUUUUGUUGGAUGUUGUGAAGGUUGGGGUGGCGGUGGGGUCGAAGGUGCACACUUUUGAUGCUGAAGCGAGGCCUGUGGUGAAGGCGGAUGCCAUUGAGGCGGCGGUGAGAGAGGUGAUGGGCAAAGGGGAGAAGGCGGUGGAGAGGAAGUUGAGGGCGAAGAUGCUUGCGGAAAUGGCCGAGAGAGCUGUGGACAAGGAGGGGUCAUCGUUUGAGGAGAUCCAGAAUUUGAUGCAGGAAUUGAUGGAUCUGAAAAAACAUGUUUAGCGUAUCUUGGGGACUCAUAUAUUGUCUUAAAUUGUUAUAAAUAAAACUUUGAAUGAGCUAGUAGUUCAUGUUUGGCUCUUUGGU